AUGCUGGUGAAGAUGAUUAACAAGUUCAGGCGCAAGCAGAUGCCGGGCAUGACGCGGUCAUCUCUCACCAUCGGAAUAGAUGUUGCGUUCAGUCCACAUCGAGAUCUUGGGAACGAUCCGAACUCUCAGAACAUCUUGGCGGUUGUGAACCGAAAGGAUUCUUGUUCUGGCAUGGAGCUGUGGAUUGCCCUGAAGGAGAUCACGUCCGACGAAUGUCCUACAGCAAGAUCCUUCCUGGGUUCGUGGCUCCCACAGCGUGAAGGCCAGUGGUGUUCUCACCAACGAAGUGGCACGGAACAGCUCCGUGCAAAAGAUCUCAGUCUCGUGUAG
Molecule: messenger RNA, 330 nt
Organism: Symbiodinium natans
Lineage: Eukaryota; Dinophyceae; Suessiales; Symbiodiniaceae
Source: the annotation of a GenBank genome assembly